UCGUUGGGCUCUUCUUUUAAUCAAAGGAAGGAAAACCGAAUUAAUAUGAGAUUUGCCUGGUGCUGGUGCUAUCUGAAUCCGACGAGAAAGAGGGAGGAAGAAAUCGAGAAUUGGAACCAACGGAGAUGACCAAAAUCGUUUUUUACCCCUUUUAAAUGCUUCAUGAACUAAAAUAAAAUCCAUUUUGAUAUAAUCGUAUAAAUGUAAAAGAAAGGUCGACUCUAGCUUCGUUAAUGGCGUUCGAAGUUCCAACUUCUCUGAUGCGCGAAUUGCAAAUUGCACUCCGUAAAGAGGCUGGCCUCUGUUCUUACGAUCCCGACGAUCCAUCGCCUCCCGAAUUGCCUUCCAUCGAAGAACUGAUGGCUGAGUUGGAUCCCGCACCUCCUAAUGUUCGAUGCAAGGAAUGCCGUGGAAGACUUCUUAGAGAUAUUCAAUCAAUGGUUUGUAUCUUCUGUGGUGCUCAACAGAGAAGAGACGUACUCCCUGAGCCCAUCUCCUUCAAAGAUACCUUCACUUGUCGGUGGUUACUCGAAUCACUGGACUUGGAUGGAUCUGUGGCAAUAAUGGAACCAAUCAACAAUGCCGUUUUCUGAGGAAACGGCGCACCAUUGCAUUUGGAGAAAUGGCAAUGCAACCAAAUAAACCCUUUGUUUUCCCUCCGUUUUAUCUCAAAAGCAUGCAACUUCUUCUCAAUCUCUACCCUAAAGGCUGGAAGAUUGACGAAGAAAGAAUGUCUGCUGUGUCUCCACAACUGCAAGUCAAUGAAAGAGCUGAAAUCCUGAAACAAAGUCAAUCCCAGAUCUUCAGAGUUGGUCUUCUUCAAAACAGGGAUGCGUUGAACAAGCUCAUGGUAUUCUAUACAAACCCAAAUUCUGGAAAUUUACAGUAUGCGGAGGUCAUUGAUUUAGCUACUGGAGAUAAGAAUUCAACUAAAGGGCAGAAAGCACCAAAAGACGAGUUGCUUUUGUUCAACUUGUUAGAUAUUAAACUUAAUUGGCCUUCUGAACUUCAGAAAAUUGAAAGUAGCCUUACAGGAAAGGAACCAAGGCAAGCUAAAGACUUUUUGGACUUGGAUGAAGUGGACCUAGAUAAAUUAUAUUCUGCAGCAAAGAAUGAGACUGCUGCUAGUAGAUCAGAGGAACAAUUAUUAGUCAACAAGAUAGAAAGCACAGAAGGUCAGGAAUUUAUUGGCCAGGGAAGUCUUGAUUUGAUCGAGAGUGUUGAGCCUUCCAGCAUGCCAGUGGGAUCAGGCAUUUCUGAAGAUGACACAGGAUACCCCUUUUCUGGUGCAUCAGGCCAUAGAAAAGGUUCUUUGCAUGCCAAUAGUGUGCAGUUAGAAGAUUCCAUUUCUGAUGGGUGUGGACAGUCAAACUGAGAAGGAUGCCAAUGAAUCAGCGCCAAUGGUGAUAAUGUCAAUGCAAGAAUGCAGUCAAAGACAAACUGACUCCAAUUUAGAGAUGUUGAUGUCACAAAUGCAUGACAUCUCCUUCAUGCUUGGGAGCAGCCUUUCAAUGUAUAAAAAGGUUGAUGGUUUUGAUUCAGUUUUGUGUGAUUAAACUCCGUUAUCUAUUUUUAACAGUUCUUAUGCAAUUUAUACAGUCAUCUAUAAAGGCAUCACCAUCUGUGAUUGAAUGGCAAUACAAGGUAGAUCCCUGGUUCCACUGUUACUGAUUUCUGGGUCAUGUUAGAAAAUAUGGUAAGAAUCAGGAAAGGUAGGCAGUAGGCCUGUCCUAGGCCGGUCUUUUUCGUUUUGUGGGAGAUGGGAGCCUGAGUUAGUGUUGUGGUUUGGCAGGGGCUACUAGCGUAUACACCUUGUAUACCUUUUUUUUCUGUUUUUUCAAUCAAGCACGCCUCACCCUUUUCAAAAAAAAAAGUUUAUAUACCCCUUCUGGACAGUGAAUUACUAUUGAUGAUUUCCAAAUGAUCAAAGAGUCUGUAGAAUUCCAGAGUGGGACUACUCGAAGUGUCAUUUUAUUCUGAAGUAGAUGAAUAUGGUUGUUAGAAAUUUUGAUAGUGGGAAUGGCAGGCCCACCGUCAUGUAUGAACCUCCUGGAUAGUGAAUCGUUAUCUAAUGUUUCUACAGAGAAUUGAAUUUCGGAACUUUAGUGAUACAGGGCAAUCAGGGUAGGAAACGGUUGUACAUUACCAAGAACAAUGCUAGCCAUACUGAAUGCCGUCUACACCGUAUAUCUGGUAAAUCAUGUACAUUGUCGUUUUAAUUUUUCAAGAAUAGCCCUAACAAUGUAGUUGAUCUAUGAACCAUGAUGAUGUUUAAAGCACCUGCAUUCAACAUCGAUUGUUUCAACAUUCGAAAGCCUAACUGUAUUUUG
Nelumbo nucifera (sacred lotus) is the source of this 2330-nucleotide messenger RNA. RefSeq lists its product as uncharacterized. The record is from RefSeq and is a predicted model, not a curated record. NCBI's taxonomy places the organism in Eukaryota, Viridiplantae, Streptophyta, Magnoliopsida, Proteales, Nelumbonaceae.